Molecule: messenger RNA, 2061 nt
Organism: Alternaria atra
Lineage: Eukaryota; Fungi; Ascomycota; Dothideomycetes; Pleosporales; Pleosporaceae
Exons: 4
Coding region: 1-2061 (686 amino acids)
Biological process (GO): D-sorbitol catabolic process
Molecular function (GO): zinc ion binding; L-iditol 2-dehydrogenase (NAD+) activity
Source: RefSeq, a predicted model, not a curated record
AUGUCCAUGCUAGACGUCCUUGACCUCCCGCAACUUUACACCAAGCCCUCCGCCGAGGCCCUCCUUGACACGCUCGCACUCCUCACCACCGCUCCCCGAUCAUGGGAAUACACAAACAUAAGUGAUACAGAUGGCAACGGGGUGGAUGCUCGCAAGCCAGUAGUCCAGGUCAAUCCAGAGGGCGUCACGCGAUACCUCACCACUAUCAUCAGUAGCGGCUUGCAAUGGAUUGAAGACGAUGAGGUCAAGGAGCAAAUUUGGGAUCAAGCCAGCGCCCGACUUAGCGAGCGAUCCGGUCGAUCUGCAAUGAGCACCAUGUCGCGCACUUUCCAGAUCCCUACCUCUGCCGAUUCGUUCGAGCUCAAAAUCCAUGAGCCUGCCAUGACAGGCGACGACCUGGGCCUGAAGACAUGGGCUGCUUCAUACAUGCUUGCGAAGCGCCUUAAAACUUUCAAUCUUGUGUCUUCGGAAACACAAGACAGGCUACAAGUCUUGGAGCUUGGAUCGGGCACCGGCUUGGUAGGACUGGCAAUGGCCGGCUUGGGUGCAGACGUCGUUCUGACAGACUUGCCUAGCAUCUGCUCAAACCUGGCCUACAAUGCGCAGCAGAACCGCGAGAUUGUUAGUCUCAAUGGUGGAACAGUCCGUACGGCUAAGCUUGACUGGACAGAUCCCACUUCUUGUGAGCCUUUGCCAGACGACGACAACGGUACCAACGAUAAUGCAGCUAUUCCUACCAAAUUUCCCUUGAUUCUUGCUGCAGAUUCGCUAUACUCUCCACACCACCCGCGCAUGUUGGUCGAUACUAUCGGCGCUUGGCUUUCUCCAGAUGAUAACGCUAAAGUAAUCAUCGAGUUUCCAUACAGAGACUGUUACUUGCCUGAGAUCAAGGACUUUCGUCGCCGAAUGCUUGAGCUUGGCUUGGAAAUACUCGAAGAGGGAGAAGAGAAAGGACGGGACGAUUGGGGCCCGUCAGAGGCAAGCGAAGAUCAAGACGAUGAAGCACUCAACCCUUCUUUCAUCCUCCAAGCCAAGGACAAACUCGUCUACGAAGAUCGACCAAUCCCCGAACUCCCCUCUCCAUACGAUGUCAUCAUCCGACCACGAUGGACCGGUAUCUGCGGCUCAGAUGUGCACUACUGGGUUGAAGGGCGCAUCGGACAUUUUGUAGUUGAGAAGCCCAUGGUCCUCGGUCAUGAAUCGGCUGGUAUCGUACACAAGGUUGGCGACAAGGUCAAGAGCCUGAAAGUUGGUGACGAGGUCGCUAUGGAACCCGGUGUGCCCUGCCGUCGUUGCGUACGAUGCAAAGAUGGAAAGUACAACCUCUGCCCCGACAUGGCCUUUGCCGCGACACCCCCAUAUGACGGCACACUCGCGCGGUAUUACACACUGCCAGAGGACUUCUGCUACAAACUUCCCGAGAAUAUGAGCAUGGAGGAGGGUGCGCUCAUCGAGCCUACCGCUGUCGCUGUACAUAUCACAAGGCAAGCUGCCAUCAAGCCCGGAGACUCUGUUGUAGUAUUCGGUGCCGGACCUGUUGGUCUUCUGUGCUGCGCUGUCGCAAAGGCAUAUGGCGCAAAGAAGAUUGUAACGGUAGACAUCAACGACGAGCGCCUCAAGUUCGCACUCAAGUACGCUGCGAAUGCAAGCUUCAAGAGCCAAAGAGUGAGCGCACAAGAGAACGCCGAGAAUCUGAUCAAGGAGUGUGAUCUGGGAGCGGGCGCAGACGUCAUUAUCGACGCCUCGGGUGCCGAGCCCUGCAUCCAAACCGCGAUCCACGCGCUGCGCAUGGGCGGAACAUACGUCCAGGGCGGCAUGGGUAAACCCGACAUCAACUUCCCCAUCAUGGCCAUGUGCACCAAGGAACUCAACGUCAAGGGCUCCUUCCGCUACGGCUCCGGCGACUACCAAACCGCCAUCGAUCUCGUAGCUGGCGGACGCAUUUCAGUCAAAGAACUUAUUACGGGCAAAGUCAAGUUCGACGAGGCGGAGAAGGCGUUUGCGGAUGUCAAGGGUGGCAAGGGUAUCAAGAUAUUGAUCGAGGGUCCUGCUGAGCAGUAA